AUGACAGAUCCAGCGCAACUGCAGCAGCUCAGGAUUUGGGGACGAGUGAUUGGCGGCACCAUCCACACGUCGCAAGAGAUUUGGGUCACGGCCAGUGGACGUGUUCUACGCUGUGAUAAUCGAAAGAGUGGCAUCCGACGAAAAUAUGGUCCGAUUCCUGCCUGGAUCCUUGAUGGUGGCUUCGAGACCAUGCUUCAGGAACAUUGGACCUUUUUGGUGUCAGAAAGCGAAAGCAUCGCCAGGCUUUGGGGCUUGGAUGAGGUCCGGGUGGAUUGGUUCUUAGGGUGUCCAGAUCUUGGACCUCGGAUUUGCGAGGUGACCUGGAUGGGCACUGGAGACCGAAUUCCUCCACGGUUGCAGUUGCCUGUGGCGCAGGCCUUUUUCGCAGGACAUCGGCAACGUGCGGCUGUGAAGGCAAACGAAGCCAUCCCCGAGACUGCGGAAAACGAGUCUAUGACGCGUUCUGCCUUCUUUCAACCCAGGCAGGCUGCCUUGGCCACGGAAGCAACCGAACGGGGACCGCGAUCAAAGGAUGCGCAGGAGGAGCGGAAAGAAGAGCAACAGACGCUUCACGUCUCGGGUCCCAGGGUGGAUCGGUCCCUCGUUUUUGUUGGAACAGCUCUUGGGUGGAUUGGAGUGAAAAACAUGGUGGACUCCUGGGUCGAUUUGGAGCUGAAACAAUCGCGAGUGUGGCUGACCAGUCAAUGGAGGCUUGCCAAAUUGUACAAUGCCAUCCUUGAUGCAGAUGCAGUGGAGGAGCAUAUUCAGGAAGAGGCCAAAGAAGCUGAGUGGUGGCCUGACACGUGCCUCUCUGAAGUGGGGGUGCAGUCAUUGGAGGACCAAGACGACGAGGACGACGAGGACGACGAGGAGGAGGAGGAGAGGCACGAUUUGGUCAUUUAUCCCUCAUUGCUGGGGCUCUCUGAUGCUCAUAACUGUUACGGCAGCCAGCUACGUUUCUUCAUCUAUGAGUUGGUUGACUGGACGCCCGCUGGAAAUGCUGAACGAGGAGUUCUGCAUUGUCAGCAUGGCCAGUGGGGUUUGGAAGCUUUGAUCCCCUGGUGGUUUCGUGCUGGGACGUGUGUGACCUCCAAUCCCGAGGAGGCCGACUACUUCUUAGUUCCCUGGCACACCUGGUGUGAUCGUAUGAUCUUCCGGAUGAACCAGUCUCGAGAACCCAUCGGAGACAUCUCAGCAGUUUAUUUGGAUUUGAUGCAUCGCAAGGAGGAGCUACUGCCCCACUGGUCCCGACAGCUUGGAAGGGAUCACAUCUUCAUCUUCUCGGAUCAGGGACUCAACUUCUUCCCGGAGUGGCGUGAUCACAUCAGUCACUCGGUUUUCCUCACGACAGAGGCCUUAACUCCUAGCUGCGGUCCAAGCUGCUUCAAUCCCUGGAAGGAUGUGGUGGUACCAGGCCAUCCUGACUACUACCGCUUUCGCAGAAUGCGUGAGGUGAAUCUCCCAUCGCAUCAACGUGACCUGCUGUUCAACUUUCACGGCAGACAUCCUGGCUUUGGUCCAUCGUACUACAAGGACAACGUCGUCCGCGGGAAGAUCAUCGACACCUUCACAGGAGUUCAUGGUGUCAGUGUGGGUGGUUUCGUAGAGGGCUACUUUGAAAUCAUGGGUGCUUCGCAUUUUUGCCUCGUGCCGAUGGGAACGUCCUCGUGGACGAAUCAUCUCUACGAGUCCUUCUUCGCAGGCUGCAUCCCCGUGAUCCUCAGCGAUAGCUUUGGUGUUCCCUUUCAAGGAGACAUCAACUGGGAAGACUUUUCCAUCAAGUGGCCCAUGGCAGAUGUGGACAUGGGACUUUACCACUACCUGCUGUCGAUGCCAAGAGAGAAGCUGUUUAGGAUGAAGGCAGCUGUGGACGCGCAUGCAUGCUGGUUUGACUACCAUCAAACUUUGGAAGCAGGUCAGAACUGUCCCUUGGCGAUGACAAGCUGA
Molecule: messenger RNA, 1947 nt
Organism: Cladocopium goreaui
Lineage: Eukaryota; Dinophyceae; Suessiales; Symbiodiniaceae
Source: the annotation of a GenBank genome assembly